Molecule: messenger RNA, 994 nt
Organism: Moneuplotes crassus
Lineage: Eukaryota; Ciliophora; Spirotrichea; Euplotida; Euplotidae
Source: the annotation of a GenBank genome assembly
UCCCUAAAAUUCCAAUGGAAAUAUUUAAGACUAAAAAGUACAUUCCGUUCGUGCCUCUGUUCUACAAGCGGUACGACAGAGGUAUCCCUUUUAUAUUCAUGAAUCUGAUGAUGGUCUAUAUGGUCUUGUGGUAGUACCGUGCUAUUACCAAAAUUUGAACAAGAGUAUCCAACCUCUUUUAUUACACGUAGCUGGUUCUGGAAGAUCUUCCUUGGAAUUUGGUUCCAGACAUUGACUUUGAUAUGACUUUGGAAAGUCUCUUUCACAGUAUCCCCCAAGAGUAUAAUCAUCCUCUUCGGAACAACAAAAGAGCAAGUUUAGAAGAGAUCCUCUUGGAAUUCCCUCAGAUUAGCGAAGCAGUUGAUAAGGAGCUUGACCGCAUCGACCUAGAAAAUUGUCACAAAUACGAUUCCUCUUCAGAAGAGAAUUGUUCAGACUCCUUAGUGAGAGAUAACCCAGAAGCCAAGCGUGAGAAAAUAAUCAGAGAUAUUAAAGAUAUCUAUGGAUACAAGUACUGAAAUAUCUGAAAACGAGAUAAACCUCCAAGAGCCCACCACUGAAGACUUUGAGGCCACUGAAGCCUGAACUUUGACCACCACUGACCGAUAAUUGGAUCAUGUAUUGGGAAGUACAACAGGAGAUAUUUCUUCCAAAUGAGCCUUUAUUGCUUAAUAAGCUGAAUCUGAUGUAUGACUAUGAUCUUAUUCACUGAUUUAUCCUUAAUACAGACCGUAGCAGGCCUUUGGUGAGGCUUCUGUUUGAUAUUCUCAGGCCUCAGUGUCUUCAGCCAACUGUACUUAAUGAGCUACAAUAUGACCACUAUUGAGUACUUGAAGAAGUACAAUUGGGUUCUGUUUAAGCAGACUAAGAGCCUUUGCUACAAUAUUGGGAUUGGCAUGGAGACGCACUUGAAAAUAUCCUGGUUUGUCCCUAUCUAGCACAGCUUGAUGAGUUCUGCACAACCUAAGGCUCUCAUUAUUUUCAACAAAUUUAC